Molecule: messenger RNA, 1620 nt
Organism: Chelmon rostratus (copperband butterflyfish)
Lineage: Eukaryota; Metazoa; Chordata; Actinopteri; Chaetodontiformes; Chaetodontidae
Product: synapsin-3-like
Exons: 13
Coding region: 1-1620 (539 amino acids)
Biological process (GO): neurotransmitter secretion
Cellular component (GO): synaptic vesicle; synaptic vesicle membrane
Molecular function (GO): ATP binding
Source: RefSeq, a predicted model, not a curated record
AUGAACUACCUCCGCCGGCGCCUGUCAGACAGCAGCUUUGUGGCAAACCUCCCCAAUGGCUACAUGAUGGAUCUGCAGAGGCCGACCCCUCCAGGUUCAUCCACUUCCUCUCCUGCCUCCCCGGCCACAGAGAGGCGGCAGCCCCCGAGCAUCCCGAGUCAGACCCAGGGCUCGGGCCCGGCCUCGGGCUCGACGGCGGGCUCAACUUCGGGCCCGGGGAGCUUCCUAAGCUCCUUCUCCAGUGUGGUGAAGAGCGCUCAGAUGGCCCAGAACGUCGCCGCCGCUGCACACGCCAAGUCAGCGGCGACGGCUGCUGAAGGAGCCUCGGCAGGAAGCAGCCAACCACCUAAACCUGUAGUACGCAAGCCCAAGAUCCUGCUGGUCAUCGACGAUCAGCACACAGACUGGGCGAAGUAUUUUCGUGGUAAGAAGCUCAACGGAGAGUACGAGAUCCGGGUGGAGCAGGCGGAGUUCACAGAGAUCAACCUGGCUUCCUACGUGAACUCGGGAUGUAUGGUGGACAUGCAGGUCAACAAAGGUGGCACCAAAGUGGUCAGGUCCUUCAAGCCAGACUUCGUCCUGAUUCGCCAACACGCCUACAGCAUGAUCCCCGGUGAGGACUUCCGGAACCUCGUGAUCGGCCUUCAUUUCGGUGCUGUCCCAAGCGUCAACUCUCUCUUCUCCAUCUACAACUUCUGCAGCAAACCUUGGGUGUUUUCUCAGAUGAUUAAGCUCUACCACUCCCUCGGUCCUGAGAAAUUCCCCCUGAAUGAACAAACCUUCUAUCCCAACCACAUGCAAAUGGUCACAACCCCUUCCUACCCGGUGGUGGUCAAGAUGGGGCACGCCCACGCUGGCAUGGGAAAGAUCAAAGUUGAAAACCAACAGGACUUCCAGGACAUCACCAGCGUGGUGGCUCUGGCUGGGACCUACGCCACCACCGAGCCCUACGUCCAGUCCAAGUAUGAUAUCCGCAUCCAGAAGAUCGGCAACAACUACAAGGCUUACAUGAGAACGUCCAUCUCUGGGAACUGGAAGGCCAACACAGGCUCUGCCAUGUUGGAACAGAUCGCCAUGACUGACAGAUAUCGGCUGUGGGUGGAUUCCUGCGCUGAGAUGUUUGGUGGCCUCGACAUCUGUGCAGUGAAGGCUGUCCACGGAAAAGACGGCAACGACUAUAUCAUUGAGGUGAUGGACAGCUCCAUGCCUCUGAUUGGUGAGCAUGUGGAGGAAGAUAAACAGUUGAUCACAGAGCUGGUCAUCAACAAGAUGGCCCAGGUGCUGCUGGGAGUUGCCACACCUCAGCCUUCCUCCGUCAAGACCACACAGCCCAGGCGAGGGGGACACCGCUCUGCUUCCGCCUCUCCCUCCCAGUCGGCCCAGGGUUCACCUCAGCGAGCCCGGUCAGCCACCACCUCGCCCAGCCAGGCCUUCCAGCCCGGCCCCAUCCCUGCCUCCUCCGGGCCUGGAGCUCAGAAACAGUCACCGCAGCUCAACAAAUCCCAGUCGCUGACCAACACCUUCACAGAGACAUUACGAGGAAACGUGACCGACGAUGAGGCCAAAGCUGAGACCAUCCGCAGCCUCCGACAGUCCUUCGCCAGCCUCUUCUCCGACUAA